GGUGGAUCGACUCAGACUCUGACAGGACUCCAGCAGCGCGCGGGCGGCAGGGCGCGGACCCCACAGGACCAUGCUCAUGGCCGUCUCCAUCCUCCUCACCGUCGGCCAGGUCGCCGCCGACGCCAUAGAUGGCUUCGACUUCGCCGACGAGUGGGCGCACCGGCAGGCCGGCCUCGGCCGCUGUCAGAUGAUCGUCACUUCGGGCUACGGCUACCGCCAGUUCAUCCCCCUGGAGGCCGCCACCGCCCCGCCCUCGGACGACCCCAUGAGCGGCUACCCGUCCCCGCUGGUGGCGGGCCCGCAGCCCACGCCGGGCACGCCUGCUCAACGCCACGGAGGCCCCCGCCGCCCCGCCGCCGCCGCGCCGCCCCCGGCCGCCACGCCGGCCCCGGGGGACAAGCUGGUUCUGCGGUUCCAGGUCCUGGCCGAGAGCGACGCGCACAUCCUGCUCAGCUCGCAGAGGCGGUCGGACCGGGAAGCGUACGAGGUGGUGCUGGGCGCGGGCAACAACUCGUACACCGACUUCCGGCGCCUGCCCGCCUCCAUCCCGCCGCGGCGCGCCUUCAACUACACCACGGGCGUGGUGUCCAACCAGGAGCUGCGCGCCUUCUGGCUGCUGGUGGACAUGGGCACCGGGCUGCUGGCCGUGGGGCCCGACGGCGGCGCCCCGCUGCUGGCCUGGGUCGACCCGGACCCGCUGCGCAUCAAGUACUUCAGCCUGUGCACCUGGACCGAGGUCCACGGCACCUGGCUCUACGGCUGCGGCAAGGCGGGUACGCACUCCCCCCUGCUGGACGCGGACUGGAUGACGCCGGAGGAGCGCGUGCGGCAGCGCGUCCUCACCAACGACAAGAAGGCCGCUCCGCACCACGCCGUCGACGUGCACGCCGAGCUGGCCGUGGGGAGGGUGGCGAUGGACGACGUGCUGGGGCUGCUCGCCCUGUCCGCCACCAUGCAUCUGAGUUGGCGCGAUGAGAGGCUUUCGUGGAACCCCGAGGACUUCGUCGGGGUCAACAGCACCUCCGUCUCGGCGUCGGACGUCUGGGUGCCCCACGUGCGGACCACGGGCGUGACGCACCUGCAGGGGCUGGCGGCCUUCGGCCAGGCCUUGGGCCAGGCCCGGCUGCAGGUGUCCUCGUCGGGCGAGGUGCACUGCCGCUGCCCCGUGGCGCUGCGGGCGGCGUGCGCGCUGGCGGCCGGCACCUACACGUGCGACUUCGGCCUGGGGGCGGCGCCGCCAGUCAACCUCACCACGGCAGCCCCCUCGCAGCGCCUGUACGAGAUGACCGGCCACCGGCCCGAGCCAACCCUCCUGAGCCAGGACGACUGGGCCGGCGCCUCCGUCCACGCCGACGGUGACAUGGAGGGAGCCGAGACGCAGAUGGUGCUGAGGAUACGGCUGCGCCAUCGCGGCUUUAGACUCGGCUGCGUCUUCUUCGCCGCGUUCUCCGGCGUGUGCGUGUGCUGCGUGGCGACGCUGCUCGCGGCCGCACCCCUUCCCGGCACGGCGCUGGCCUCCCUCAACCUGGUCAUGACCGCCGUGGCGCUCAUCAGCCUCCAGGCCGCGCUGCCCCCCGCCGUCCACGCCACGGCGCCUCAGGGUGUGGCGUGCUUGUCGGCGGCGAUGGUGCUGGCCGCCGCCGGUCUCUUGCUGCCCACUGUGGCGGGCGCCGCGGACUGCAGCAGGGGCAAGCCGCCCGCGCUGCCGUGGUGCCUGGCCAGGGUCAUGCGGAGCGACGCCUUCGCCAGGAUGCUGCUGUGUCGGCCCACCCCGCCGGAGAGGCCCAGAUGGCGGGAGUGUCCGGGCGGCGGCACCGAGCAGGUGCUGGAGAUGCUCAACAAGCUGGACGAGGAGGAGAGGCGCAGGGACUGGAUGAUGCUGGCCACGGCGCUGGAGAAGCUGUGCGCCGUCCUCUGCCUGGCGCUGGCCUCGGCCGCCAUCGCGCCCAGCCUGGCCUAGCACGCCCAGCACGCCUUGCACCAGGAGCCCGCCUGGAGACUGAUUGCCAGAGUCGUCCAAAUUUGCAUAUUGAAAAUAUUUAGGUAAAGGAGGUCUGUGAUAUUAUUUUAGUGUUUGAUCUUAAGAGAGCAGCUGACUCUUUUGAAGAAGAAAAAAAUCUAACAGAUAAUGAAUAAUAUUUUUCAUCUGGUCACCCCUUUCAAAAACUGUUUCUCAAAACAAAAGUCCUUUAGUUGGAAUCUUGGUGUAUGAUGACAAAAAAUGAAACACGUUAUAAAGGGGAACAAGCUUUUAUUCAUUUUUUAAUGAAACAUCUAUGCAAUUGAACCAAAUUAAGUACAUAAUUAAAUUUUGAUGACAAAUGUUGCUUAAUUACAAAUAAUCAUUUAAUGAUUUCUUUAGUGAUCGCUUGCAUAUGGUACAAAGCUGCUACAUUCUAACAGUUAGUGAUUAACAUAAACAUUAAGUCAAUGACAAAACCUUUGUUGUACAACAAGACAAUCAUUCAAAAUUGAUGAAAAGAUGUUCUUCAAAAGAAUAAAGGCAUCACAUAUGGUAA
Thrips palmi is the source of this 2519-nucleotide messenger RNA. RefSeq lists its product as uncharacterized. Gene Ontology annotation, molecular function: extracellular ligand-gated monoatomic ion channel activity. Gene Ontology annotation, cellular component: membrane. The record is from RefSeq and is a predicted model, not a curated record. Gene Ontology annotation, biological process: monoatomic ion transport. Lineage: Eukaryota; Metazoa; Arthropoda; Insecta; Thysanoptera; Thripidae.